Sitophilus oryzae (rice weevil) is the source of this 2474-nucleotide messenger RNA. RefSeq names its product disintegrin and metalloproteinase domain-containing protein 10-like. The record is from RefSeq and is a predicted model, not a curated record. Gene Ontology annotation, biological process: Notch signaling pathway; membrane protein ectodomain proteolysis. Gene Ontology annotation, cellular component: plasma membrane. The transcript has 6 exons. NCBI's taxonomy places the organism in Eukaryota, Metazoa, Arthropoda, Insecta, Coleoptera, Curculionidae. The coding region runs from base 56 to 2215 and encodes 719 amino acids. Gene Ontology annotation, molecular function: metalloendopeptidase activity.
GUUAAAUUAUUUGACAGAUUUUUUUUUAUUUUCUCAAAAAUGUCAAUAAUGGAAAAUGGAUAUUUCCCAAUUAUCCUUCUAUACACAGUGUUUGAUGUGUUUUUCCAUUUGUACAAAUGUACUAUCCUGUUCUACAUUUAAAGACAUGGAACAAUUCCCCGAGUACUGCAAGCCUUCCGAAGAACAGUUGUUCAACUACGAUAAUAAAAUCGUGAAUCGAAAAAGAGAAGCAACGCCUUUUACUUAUGCCUUUAAAAUAUCCUACAGAAAUAACAUGUCCAACGCAUAUAUAACAAAGACAAAGAGCGAUAUUAUCCUAGAAGACAGAUCUACAUUAACUAUUAUUGGCGAUAAUGGUAAAAAAUACACAGAAGAUAUUAAUAAAUACAACGAACUGUACGAAGGCUAUAUGGAGAACAGACCUCAGGAUUCUUUCAUUAAGGGAUACAUCAAAGAUGGUUACUUCUUUGGGCGGGUUGUGAUCGACAAAAAGGCGUAUUAUAUAGGUGAAAGUGAACCAGUAGCCAGUCCUCUUUUAUUCGAUCGACCAAACGAUUUGUAUAAAAAACUAUACGAUAAAAACGAUCCCAGUUAUGACGCUGCCUUUAUUAAAGAAGCGGAAAAAGUUUAUCGAGAAAGCGAGUUGGACACGAACAAAAUGACUGAAAAGGAGAUCAUGCGGCGCUUUAAGAAAUGGAAAAAGGAAGGGAUGCUCUGUCCACUAUUAGUAGUAUUAGAAAACUCAUUUCUACGAUUACUACAUAAAGGUAAUAAAGAAGCAGCAAUGACGCACGCUUUAUUUACUCUAGACGAAGUGAACGCCAUCUGGAGAAGAACAGACUUCGAUAAUGACGGCGAACCCGAUAACAUAGGAAUUUACAUUAAAAAAACGGAGGUGAUGGAAACCGAGGAACCUGUAUAUUAUAUUCAGCCAUACAAAAUGGGGCAAACAAAUGCUGUCGAUUACCUGAACAAAUUUUCUAUGUAUACCGAACUGAGGAAAUACUGUCUGGGCAUGGUUUUAACACAUCAAAUGUUUAGUGAGUCCGUUGUGGGACUGGCGUGGUUAGGCAAUCGAAAGUAUGUCCGAGUAGGUGGAAUAUGUCAAAAAACCAUUGACAAUAAAAACCUCAAUACAUUCCUGGCGUCAGCUACCAAAAGCACAAGAGAUAAGAUAAGUCAGAUGAGGUUCGAAACAACCAUUGCUCACGAAUUAGGACACAGUUUUGGUGCUAAGCACGAUGAAUCUGACAAACACCGCAACCUGACUGAUCCUACAUGCCGUGGCCACCUUAUGGCACCUCAAGUAUUUAACAAAUUUACAGGCAUAAAGCAGCUUUCGUUUUCAACUUGUAGCAAAACGGAUAUGAGGGCUGGUAUGGUUGGGCAUGGCAGCUGCAUGGAGCCUGCAAAAAUUCCAUUUUGUGGAAACUCAAUUGUAGAGGAAGACGAAGAUUGCGAUUGCGGUAUGAGAUCGCAAUGUGAAAAGGAUCCUUGCUGUGUGCCAAGACAAACUAACGAACGACCGUGUAAGGUGAACAGGAAAAAAGGAUACCAGUGUCAUCCGUCUCAAGGAAUUUGUUGUACCAAUGAAUGCAAAUACGCAAUAUUGGACAACUUGCACUGUAAAAACUUUGAACGGACAUGUCCUUGCACAAAUGGAACAGAACCCUGUUAUUGUGGAAUAAGAGGUCGAUGUAUCAAAAAUCAAUGUCAUAGUUACGAAUGUACAAGAAUAAACCUUCUAGAAUGCGCGUGUGCAGCAGAAUCUUGCCACGCAUGUUGCCAGAUAGGGAAUCAAUGCAAACCUGCUCUGUUGGUAACGCGUGAUUUAUUAAACAAAAAGAAUGAUGCAGCUACGUUUAAAUAUUUUGUAAAUCAAGUAAGUGGUACCAAUAACCCUCCACAAACAAGACCAGAUGUCGAAGGAUAUACUUAUGAGGAAUUUUGCCAGACAAACAAUGGACAGAGAAUAUGCGUACGUACUCAUUUUUUUAUAGCUAAACCUGGACGAUAUUGCGUUAGUAGAGGCAAUCUAGGAAAAUGUACCAAGUCUAUCGGGGAUGGUAAAUUCAAAUGCAAAAUUCUUCCAAAGACGCCAAAGAAACAAAUAUUUCCUUUGAUGAGCGGAUCAUGGACUAUACAUUUUGGACAAGCCACAAUCCUUCACAUACUUGUACUAAAUUCUAUCUUCAUUUUUAUUGUCUCGAACUAAACAAAAGUACCUAAUGUAAUAUUAAAAAAUAUAAAAUAAAAUUUUAUCGGCUACCUUUGAUUCAAUGUAAUGCUUUACGCCAAAGACAUCUAAAUAAAGGACACAGAACUAUUUACAUUUUAUCGCGAUCAAACAUCGUUUCCAGCAAAAAUCGAUGAUGAUAAAUUUCUGGUAAUUACGUUAGAUAGCAUGUUAUUAUUAUUAUAAAUAUAUUUUUUUGGGGUACCUAAUAGAAUAAACCACUUGGGGUGUCACUUGU